Molecule: messenger RNA, 1740 nt
Organism: Ostreobium quekettii
Lineage: Eukaryota; Viridiplantae; Chlorophyta; Ulvophyceae; Bryopsidales; Ostreobiaceae
Source: the annotation of a GenBank genome assembly
AUGGGCGCCGAGAACGCCGUUGGCACGGCUCGCGGCCCGGCAAAGGCCGGCCGCUUGCACGGGGCCGCCCAGCUGUGGGGUCCUGCGCGGUUUCCGGCUCCAGGGCGGGGAUCCCGCGCCCGGAGGGCGAUCGUCGCCGGCGCGAAGCCCUGGCGACGGGUGAGGGUGGUGCCGGGCGGCGCAGCGUCCAACGCGGUGGUCGCGCCCGGCCGGGAUGUCGAGCUCGGAGAGAGGGCGGAGAAGUUUGGAGUGGACGGGGAUGAUGCCUUCGACUGGGCGAGGCAGUGGUACCCGGUGGCGAGCCUGCGGGCGCUGGAGGAGGCAGGCGGCGAGGGGCACCGGCGUGGCCUCCCACAGGUCCAGAGGCAGACGGUCCUGGGGAGGGACGUCGUGGUGUGGCGGGACGCGCAGGGAGCGUGGCGGGCGGCGGAGGACCGCUGCGCCCACAUGCAGGCCGCCCUGUCGCUGGGCACUGUGCGUCCCGACGGCACCCUGGCAUGCCAGUUCCACGGUUGGUGCUUUAACGGCCACGGGGAGUGCACGCACGCCCCGCAAACCACAGAAGCCGCCAGCCGCUCGGGCUCCUCCUCCAAGAUUGCCGCCUUCCCCACUCUCGAGAAGCACGGCCUCCUGUGGGUAUGGCCCGACGACUCCCCGUCAUCCUGGAUAGACUCCGCGGCCCGCGCGCCCGCCGCACACGGAGUCACCGGCGCAGACACGGAGUGGACGGUCCUGGACCUGCCGAUCAGCUACGUCGCCGCCGUCAACAAGACCCUGUCCUCCACCGACUCGAACUGCGCGGAAGACAGCCAAGGCAAGCUCCUGUGUGGGCCAUGGUCGUACGACAGCCAACCCGUUGCCAAUUUCGUCCAAAAGGGGGACACGAGCGCCAGUAGGGGUUUCUCGCUGUCGGAUGAGCCCCUACAGGGCGGUUUGGCCAAUGGCCGCACCGAGAUCGAGUUCAGGCCGCCCUGCCUCGUCACAACCGGCGUUUCCAACGGGGACUCUGUUCUGAACUCGGCGCUGUACCACACCCCGGUGAGCCAGGGGCGCACGCGCCUCGUCUACGGAAGGAGCGUGGAAUCGGGGGUAGGCCCCGGGCGGUUUGAGUCGGAGGACGGCCUGGCGGCUCUGCGGGCCGUGGUGAGGGCCGUGGAGGCAGUACCGAACUUCGUCCGGGCCCUCCCGCUGCUGCUCCUACCGCGGUACGUCAGGGCGUCGAUGGAGCACUUGCGGGCGCAGGAGGAAAUCGAGGAAGGCGUGCCGGCGCCGGGUGCUGUUGAAAUGCGAGGAUCGAGGGACAACAUCAACUGGAGGCGAUAUCCCAUUGUUCCCCCGCCCUCGGGUCUCGGUGUCGCAGCCUUUCACAGCUGGCUGAACAGAUUCGCCGGCGGUGAGCCUGCGUUGUUCAGCAAAGGCAACAGCCAGGGGGCAGCGCAGAUGGCGACCCACCCCAGAUGGGAAAGCCACACGAAAUCCUGCCCUGCAUGCAGGAAAACUCUCAAUUUCUUGAGAGGACUGGAGGCGUGGCUGCCAAGGGCGGGGGUGCUCCUCCUGGCUUUAACACUGUUUGCUGGCAAAGUCAGGAGCUCCGAUUUUCGACUGGUGAUGCCGUUGUGGGGAGCCGCUGCUGUGGCUUUCUGGGCAUUCGCGAAGGCUCAGGAUCUGCGGUGCAAGCUCCUCAGGGACAACGUCGGAGCGGGCUUUGUGGAAGACAAAGGAAGGAGAGUUCGAUUCUGA